Molecule: messenger RNA, 1382 nt
Organism: Vicia villosa (hairy vetch)
Lineage: Eukaryota; Viridiplantae; Streptophyta; Magnoliopsida; Fabales; Fabaceae
Product: tRNA (guanine(9)-N1)-methyltransferase
Exons: 3
Coding region: 85-1137 (350 amino acids)
Biological process (GO): tRNA N1-guanine methylation
Cellular component (GO): nucleus
Molecular function (GO): tRNA binding
Source: RefSeq, a predicted model, not a curated record
AAAAUCUUAGACAAGAAAAAUUAAAGCAGCGACGUAGGAGUUAGGGUCCGGAACACAUCUUCAAUAUCUAAUUGCAACAAAACAAUGACGGAAGUGGAUGCAAACGGCAACGGCGACGCCGAAGUUCCACCGCCGAAGCCAGAAACACAAGAAUCCCCCCAAAACAACGGAAACUCCUCAGAGCCAGUAUUAUCAAAAAACGCACUGAAGAAGCAAGCGAGACAUCAGAGAUGGGAGGCGAAAAAGGCAGAGAAGAAAGCAGCGGCAAAGGAGAAGAAGAAAAAGGAAUCCGAACGGAAACGGAAGGAGUGGGAAGAAAGCCUCGCGAGUAUGCCUGAGGAUGAAAGAACGAAAUUCAUCGAAUCGAGAAUUAGUCUCCGUAAGGAGAGAAUGGAGCAACAUACAUUGGAGAAGAAUAGCAAGAAAGAGAGACUCAUUAAGGGUAAAGAAGAAGGGCAAAACGUUGUAAUUGAUCUUCAGUUCUCGCAUCUCAUGACUCCUUCAGAAAUUCACAGUCUCGUUAAACAGAUAAUGUAUUGCUAUGCGGUGAAUGGAAGGUGUGAGUCCCCUGCACAUCUUUGGUUAACAGGCUGCGAAGGAGAGAUGGAUGAUCAAUUGAAAAAGAUAUCGGGAUUUGAUAAGUGGAUAAUUGAGAAGGAAAAUAAGCCUUAUAUUGAAGCAUUGCAAGAUCGUAAGGAUGAUUUGGUGUAUCUAACAGCUGAUUCAGAGACUGUUCUUGAAGAGCUUGAUUUGAAGAAGAUAUAUAUAAUUGGUGGGUUAGUGGAUAGAAAUAGGUGGAAAGGGAUAACCAUGGAGAAAGCACAAGAACAAGGAAUUCAAACGGCUAAACUCCCUAUUUCUAAUUUCUUGAAGAUGUGUAGUUCUCAGGUUCUUACUGUGAAUCAAGUUGUGGAAAUACUACUCAAGUUCAUUGAGACAAGGGACUGGAAAACUUCUUUCUUUGAAGUUAUCCCCCAGAGGAAAAGAUCUCAAGCAGAUUUAGAAGGAAAUGCAGACAAUACUGUAGUGGAAGAAGAAGAGGAAGAAGAAGAGCUUGAACAAACAGAUGAUCCAUUGCCAAGUAAAAAGCAAUGUGUUGAGGAGAUUCCUUCUAACAAACUUGUUGAUGGCGUGUAGAGUGUACAACUGGAAAACCAACACAUGAUGAGGCAAGUUUCAAAUCAGUGCUGCACGCAAAAUUUUCAUACUGACAGAAUUAGCGCAACAUUUAUGUAGUUUUAUGUUUUUUUACCAAACUGUGACCCGAUUUUCUUAUGAUGGUAUUGCAAUUUUGGAACGUUGUUCUUCGGCUUUUGGCUUUUGGUAAUUCGUAGUUCUAUUAUUAGAUGAUGGUGAAUGAAAAAUAUUCAUUGGGGUGCGUA